Messenger RNA from Perkinsus marinus ATCC 50983, 2010 nucleotides. RefSeq lists its product as hypothetical. The transcript has 14 exons. The record is from RefSeq and is a predicted model, not a curated record. Gene Ontology annotation, cellular component: mitochondrion. Gene Ontology annotation, biological process: protein phosphorylation. Bases 1 to 2010 code for a protein of 669 amino acids. Gene Ontology annotation, molecular function: protein kinase activity; ATP binding. Lineage: Eukaryota; Perkinsozoa; Perkinsida; Perkinsidae.
AUGCGUAAGGAAGGCAAAGAGAAGAGUAGUGGCCUCCUCACUAACAUAUGGAAUGUCACCAGUGGUGGGAGUAGGAUAUGCUUCGAGCGAGCAGAACGUGACAGGCACAAGAAGCAUCUAAUAGCGUUGGAUAGUGUGAAGUCGAGUAUCGAUAAUAAGCCCCCAAAGGAGAUGUCGCAUUUGAAGAACAAGAGGAAGGCUAAGUUGAUAAUGGAAGAGAGGAAUGCCGAGAUACAGCUAGAGAAUCGUAUACUACUCGAUAAGAUGCUAAACAUAGAUAAGGAGAGAAAGAGACAAGCACAGCGUACUUGUAACAAAAUGUAUCAUGGAGAGGCAAUAGAAGAGGCUACACAGAGAAGGCAGCAAGAGUAUCGUCAAUGGGGUGGUUUAGCUCAUCAGAAUAAGAAGAUGCUCAAUAGGCUUACGGCGGUACCACCUGCUAUCGUGGAUACUCAGAAGUUAGCAGUAGCAGAACGGGAUCGUGAGGCUAUGAGGGAUCGCUUGAUAUCGGGCUCUAUGAGGAUCUGCCAACUACCAGGAGUGAUACAUCUACAGAUGAGCUUAUUGAGGAGGGUAUAUUGUGAUACACCAGCAUCAUUCGCUCGCUAUGGUAGUAGUAUAAGACAGGGCCUGUCUGGUGCCGUAGCUGACGUUAUUGCCCCGCGGCACGUUGAAGGAGCUGCAUGUAGUACUAUGCUAGAACCACGAGCUCAUACCACACCCAGGCUGGAUAAGGCCAACGAGCCUAAGCUAUCCUUCUUACAGCGAUUGCUACGUUCUCUAUGGAGACUAAUUCAAUUAUUCUUCCGAUUCGGACCAUGCUUGGCCACCUCCCCUAUACUCUUCUUGGGUAUUGGGAAAUGCAACAAUUGGUGGUGGCAAUGGCUCGUUCAUUGUAUUGAGAGUAGCGGUCCUGCCUUUAUUAAACUAGGGCAAUGGGCUGCUACUCGUAGAGAUCUCUUCAAUGAUACCAUAAUAUCAUAUCUAUCACAGCUACAUACCCAAGUACGGCCUCACUCCUAUAGGGAUACAUUACUGCAGCUAGAUGAGUCCUAUGGCCCUGAAUGGCGUACAUGGUUAGAGAUCGAUCCAUCAGUGAUAGGUAGUGGGUGCAUUGCUCAGGUGCAUCGGGGUACACUACUACACAAUGGUCAUCAUGAUGUAGCAGUGAAGGUAUCCCAUCCAGGAUGUCAGGAUAUUAUCAAUAUUGACCUUGGUAUACUCAAAGCUCUGGGACAUGUAGCUGAGCAUCUACCUUUCCUAAGGCAUCUAGGUGUAUCGGACAUGGUAGAGCAGUUCUCUGACUUCCUGUUAUCCCAGACAGACCUAAGACUUGAGGCUGCCAAUAUACAGAGAUUCAAUGAUAACUUCAAGGAUUAUACCGGCUCUAUAAGGUUCCCUACAGUCUACUCGGACCUCACCACUAAAACAGUUCUUAUUGAGUCAUUUGAGUCUGGUGUACCCAUAGGCUCAUUGCUACCUACCAAUGGUCAGGUGAAUGGUGAUGAUGAUGUUAUGAUUGAUGGGAUGAUGGUGUCAAAGAGGGAGAUCUGCAAGAUGGGUGUUAAGGCGUUCCUGCAUAUGCUCUUUAUUGACAACUUUAUACACGGCGAUCUACAUCCAGGCAAUAUCCUAGUACAAGUACCAUCGAUGACUGAUCCCAGUGAUACUAGUGCUGAUAGCCAUGCGGCCGCUGCGGGUACAGUGAGAUUGGUGUUCUUAGACUGUGGUCUGGCUAAUGAGCUCUCUAAUAGAGAUCUUACCAACUUUGUUGAUCUAAUGCAUGCUAUUAUGAUAGGAGAGUCUACUGAGGUUGGCCGUCUUAUGAUAGAUCGCUCGAGAUCACCUCCUAAUACUGUAUACAAGCCCGAUGAGUUUAUAAAGGGGGUGGGGGAGUUGGUGGACUCAGCUCGAGGAGUAUCUUUACAAAGUAUGCAAAUAGGUAUAAUGUUCUCCCAACUACUCGGAUUGGCAUGUUCUGGUGUGAUGGCCAGUGAGGAGCAUCUCUAG